This is a messenger RNA of Rhizophagus irregularis DAOM 181602=DAOM 197198, 859 nucleotides long. Lineage: Eukaryota; Fungi; Glomeromycota; Glomeromycetes; Glomerales; Glomeraceae. The record is from RefSeq and is a predicted model, not a curated record.
GUUGCGUAAAAUCAAAUCGGAUGGUAAGUUUCCAUCAUUACUUUAUUGUUAAUAAUAACCAUUUUGAUUCCUAUUUUCUUUGUAAUAGAUACACCUAAGCUUUCUGAAUGUGCAAAAGCUUUGAAAACCUUCAGACACGCUAGCGAAGUGUACAAAGCCAAGUAAAAUAAGCCAAUGGUUAUUGUUUACGACAAUGUUAGUCACUUGGUUCAUAAAAAUCCAGAAAUCCUGGACAUUCUCCAAGAUGACGCGAAACACAGUGCUGAUGAUCGAAAAUACAUCGCUGUAUUUGUCUGCAGCGAAGGGAGUGUACCUCAGAGGAUGGAAUCCCGCAGUGCCUGGUCGCGUGCAAAAACACCUGUAAUGGAAAUUGGCGACCUUAGCGAGGAAGAAUCGAUGGAAUAUUUGAUUAAAAAGCGCAAGAUCAAGGAAGUAUAUGCGAAAAAAUUAUUUGAUUUAGUUGGGGGUCGUAUCAUAGAGCAAAAAAUUGUGGCGGAUGACUUUUUGGCUGGGCAAAAAUUCGAAAUCAUUAAACAACAAGUUUUAGAUAAAGUUGAGAAGAAAUUUAAAUCUGCACAACUCCUUCCAAAUGAUCAAUAUUACGAAUUAGGAAAAAGUCUUAUAUGUGAUUUGUUGAAGUCUAAUGAGCUCAGCUUUUUAGAAUUUAAGAAUUAUUUUGAUAGGGCUGAGAAAUUAAAUGAAGUGUUGGACAGCAAUAUAUUUUCAUAUCAUCCUGAAAAGAAUAUUGUGACCUUCCAAUCUCAAUCAGUAAAAAGUUAUAUUCAAGAAAAAGCUAAUAUAUUCCACAUUUAUGAAAAUUUUAAAAUUAUAGAAAUUGAUUAGAAAUUUUCAAAAUGGC